GCUAUGCAGUCUACAGGAGAGGUGAACCACACAGCCGUGACAGAAUUCAUCCUACUGGGAUUUGGGAAAGGACCUGAGACUCAGGUGCUGCCUUUUGUGUUGUUCCUUGUGAUUUACACAGCUACUGUCCUAGGAAACACUAUCAUGGUUCUCAUCAUUCGAAUUGACCCUCGCCUUCACACCCCCAUGUAUUUCUUCCUCAUGAACCUGUCACUCCUAGACCUCUGCUACUCCUCAACCAUUGCCCCCAAAGCCAUGGCCACCUUCCUACAAGCCAGAAAAACCAUUUCCUACAAUGGAUGUGCUGCACAGUUGUUCUUUUUUUCUCUCUUUGGCAGCACAGAAACGUUCAUCCUGGCAGCAAUGGCAUAUGAUCGAUACAUAGCCAUCUGCAACGCACUCCUCUAUCCUGUCACCAUGUCCAAAAAGGUCUGCAUUCAGCUCAUCGUGGGCUCCUAUAUAGGUGGCAGCACAAAUUCUCUAGUGCAAACCAGCUUCACCUUUGCACUCAGUUACUGUGGGCCUAAAGAGAUCAACCAUUUCUUCUGUGAUGUUCCCCCCUUGCUAAACUUGUCCUGCACCUCAGAUAUGCACAUCAAUGAACUGGUGCUGUUUGUUUUGUGUGGCCUCAUCAUAGUGAGCACAUCAGGAAUCAUCCUCAUCUCCUACGCCUACAUCACCUAUGCCAUUUUCAGGAUUCGCUCAACCAAGGGCAGGCUCAAGACUUUAUCCACCUGCUCCUCCCACAUGGUAGCUGUGGCUUUAUUUUUUGGGACUCUUUCCUUUAUGUAUACCCAACCAGGUUUUCGGUCUUCUCCACGUCUGAAUAAGGUGGUGUCUAUGUUCUAUACUCUUGUCAUCCCCAUGUUGAAUCCCUUCAUCUACAGCUUCAGGAACAAGGAUGUGAAAGAUGCUUUGAGAAAGACCAUAGGUAGGUUAAUGACUUUUAAAUAAGCCUCUUCUGUGUAUACACAGCUAAACUACAGUUAAAACAAAAAACAACAACUGAGAAAUAAUUUAUAAAUAGUUUCAUGCAUCUCCGUAUCUCUGUACAUAAUUUUCAUUUGCAACCACCUCUCCCUCUGUAUUCCUAUCUAUGUUUUUAAGUCUCUCCUAAAAUUAUCACGUGUCAUUCUGAGCAUGAAUAUUUUAUUACAUUAAGUCAACACCCAAAUUCUAUUUUUUUUCACAUUUCUAAUCCUAUUAC
Messenger RNA from Alligator mississippiensis (American alligator), 1207 nucleotides. Its product is annotated as olfactory receptor 9S13-like. Lineage: Eukaryota; Metazoa; Chordata; Crocodylia; Alligatoridae. Gene Ontology annotation, biological process: sensory perception of smell; G protein-coupled receptor signaling pathway. The record is from RefSeq and is a predicted model, not a curated record. Gene Ontology annotation, molecular function: olfactory receptor activity; G protein-coupled receptor activity; odorant binding. The transcript has a single exon. Gene Ontology annotation, cellular component: membrane. Bases 4 to 954 code for a protein of 316 amino acids.